CGGGAAUAACAAGACCGCGGAAUAACAAAGCCAGCACCAGAAGCAAUGGGUAAUUUAGUGACUCAGAGCGACGAACUAGGAGAUAACGAUGUGAAAACGACCAUCAACUACCUCCUUCCUGAAUCAACUGUUGUUCGGAGGUACGUCUGCGCCGGUAAUGCCUUGAGUACAGGCCAAUAUAGUCCGUAUGAUGUGAAUAUAAGAGACGUGCGGCCGACGAAAGAAGAGUAUACCUUGGAAACCAAGGGGUUUGAACUCGCGACGUGCCCGACAAAAUGCGAAGACUUUAGUGAUAUGGCAAUUAUUGAACGAGACUAUUUUCCAGAACUAGAAGCGUAUAUCAGGAAAAGGACAGGGGCGGAUAUUGUCUUCUGCCACAUGCCCAGACUGCGACAAUCAAAGAAAGAUCCAGACCGCCGCGAUGUUCAGCCUGUUGCAGGUGAUGUUCAUGUCGAUGUCACCGAAGAGACUGCUCGGAACCUCGCUGAAAGAUGGUUGUACGAGCAGGGCAUGGCAGAUUACAAAUACAGCCGGAUACUGUUCAUGAGUACCUGGCGUGUUCUGAGCGACCCUCCUCAGGAUUUUCCUCUGGCGCUUCUUGAUCCCGACACUCUGUCAGACGAGGAUGGCGUGUUAUCCUGGCUGAUUGCAUGUCCAGAGCUGCCGAGUGCACCAUAUCCUCCACUACCGCCCCCAGAUACUACGAUGGAAGACAGGCUCGUGGAUCCACGACAGAUCGCCAAGGAGCACAAACUCAUCGGUGCUGGAUACGCAUUCCACUACAAACCAGACUAUCGUUGGGCCUACUAUGCCAAUAUGACCCGAGAUGAACUACUGUCAUUCAAGUUGGCUGAUACCGAUCACUCUUCGGCAUGGCGAGUCCCUCACACUGCCUUUUUGGAUGAUCGCCCAGGAACGGUUCCGCGCAGCAGUCUGGAAGUUCGGACUUAUUGUAUCUUCAAAUGAAGCGUUGCGGUCAAACGCCAUCUUACGAAUAUCAAAUGACACUGUCCGACGAGGCUCUCCUCUUCAGA
Molecule: messenger RNA, 1034 nt
Organism: Exophiala xenobiotica
Lineage: Eukaryota; Fungi; Ascomycota; Eurotiomycetes; Chaetothyriales; Herpotrichiellaceae
Exons: 2
Coding region: 46-966 (306 amino acids)
Molecular function (GO): oxidoreductase activity
Source: RefSeq, a predicted model, not a curated record